GUUAAGUGUACAUCCAUACUUGCCCAAAGACAUGAGUAUUUCAAAGAGAAUUUGUUCUUUGGUUUAAAAUGUAAAAUGACAUUUUGAAUGCAGAAAAGAACUUACUCGAUUAAGGCACAGUAUAUGACAACUACUUCCAUUCAGUCAUGAUAAAUGGGAGCAAUGGGAAUUUAUGCCAAGUAUCUGGUGAUGUCGUUAAUGCUCUUUCUGAAAUGUCGAAAGGGGCAUACAUGCUUAUGGUAGAGAAAGAGAAUGAACGUCGCUUCAGAAAUAUCUUCCUUGCUAAAGAUUUAAAAUCUAUACAUUGGCAUGCUUCGAAAAUAUUGAGAGAAGAAUCAAGUGAUCAAGUUUCUGUCUCAGCAAUCUCGAAAGUUCUUGAAGGAAAGCAAUCUUCGAAUGUUAGAUAUAUAAAAAUUCCUGAUGACUACAAGGCACUGUCCAUACUUCUGUUGUGUAAUGUAAAUAAUGAAGAACGAAGCAUAGUAUUUGUUUGCGAGGAUAGAAAACAAUAUGAAUUAUGGCUUGCAGGUUUCCAGGCGCUAAAAAAAGGAAUUGAAAACAGCGAACUUUUACACGAAAUCCUCAACGAUGAAGAGGAACACAGUGUAUCAGUUAAAAGUAUUGUGUCGAACUUGGAAAGAAAUUCAAGCCAGAAGGACUCCGAUAAUAAUGCUGUUGUUAACGCUGGUUCUUCAAUGACGUUUACACAACAAAGCGCUAAAAUUUGUGAUCUUUAUACAUGGGGUAAUGGCAAGCACAGCAAACUUGGGCAUGGUGAAGAAACUGAGGAGUAUAAACCAAAAAUUGUUAAUGCAUUAAGUCGUUUGAGAAUUAAACUGGUUGCUUGUGGCACGAAUCACAUGCUUUGUGUUACAGUUCUAAUUAUCAUCAGUUUAAUACUUGAGCUUUUUAAUCUAAACUCUAACACUACUAACUGCAUGUGGGAGAAAACUUGGAUAAGGGUGAGACGCUUUUGGGGAGCUGGAUCAAAAGGUCAACUUGGUCAAGGUCACCUUCGCGACAGAUUUACACCAUUACGUAUAGAAGAGUUGCAGCAACAUAACGUUAUACAGAUAUCUUGCAAUACUUUUCACUCUACUGCAGUUACAGACGAAGGUAAAUUGUUCACAUGGGGAUAUGGGAGUUUGGAACUUGGUUAUGAAACUGUAAAUAAGAAACAAUUAACACCCAAACUUGUCCAAAGUCUUUCUUCGGUCACUGUCGUACGAGCGUCGUGCGGUAAAGAUUUUACAUUGGCUUGCACAAACGAAGGACAGUUGUAUGCAUUUGGUAAUAACAGAUAUUAUCAACUUGGUCUUGGGGAUAACGAUUCUCAUCGUGAACCCACAAUUAUUCAGUUUAACAACAUGAAAAAUGAAAGCAUCGUGAAAAUGGAUUGUGGUGACUACCAUUCUGCGGCUAUAUCAGACGGUGGAAACAUUUGGUUAUGGGGAGAGAAUCGAUUUGGACAACUUGGGACUGAAGAUUUUUUUACCGUUGGCAAACCAUUCAAUCUGCAGUUACAUGAAAACGACAACUCGAACGAUUUUUUAACUGACGUCAGUUGUGGAAGUCGACAUACAGCCAUAGUUACAUUUCGAGGAGCUGUGUACUGUUUUGGAGACAAUGCGUUAAGCCAACUUGGUAGAAAGAAUGCAACAGAUGUUACAUCAUACAAUAAACCAGAGAAAGUAAAAUUUUCAUCUAAAGUAAAAAUCAAAACAGUUUCUUGUGGUGUUUCUCAUACUGCAGCUUUAACAGCUAAAGGUGAUAUUUUUACGUGGGGUUAUGGUUAUGCUGGUAUGCUUGGGCAUGGCGAUGUUUUACCUAGGGCUCAACCAACUCAGAUAUUUGAAUGUUUCGAAGGAAAACGAGUUUUAACUGUUUCGUGCGGUGCAUACCAUACAGCAUGCACUGCCGAAAUUCGUCCUCCCGGAAGUCUUGUAAGAAAUUGUAUGGGGUGUUUAAGAAGAUUCCCUCGUAUUAUGCCGGCUCGAUGUACUUGUAGUAAUUGCGGUGGUACCUUUUGCGCCACGUGUGCACCAAAACGACCUCAGCGUCUUUGUGAUAAAUGCUACAGGAACAUUCAAGAAGAAACAUAAGAUAGUGAAGUGAUUUUUUCCUCAAUCUAAUUUAUAUUUAAAUAUAAAGGCGAAUUCUAUCUGCAGCAGUGUUAAUAAGAAGAUAGAUUACUGUACAAAUUUGCACUUAAUCACGAUGAAAGAAUGAAUUAAGUAAUGUAUAGCAAAUAACAAAGGUUAGUUACUGGUUGGCAUAAAGUUUUCUUUUAAAA
Messenger RNA from Xenia sp. Carnegie-2017, 2293 nucleotides. RefSeq names its product ultraviolet-B receptor UVR8-like. The transcript has 19 exons. The coding region runs from base 147 to 2102 and encodes 651 amino acids. NCBI's taxonomy places the organism in Eukaryota, Metazoa, Cnidaria, Anthozoa, Malacalcyonacea, Xeniidae. The record is from RefSeq and is a predicted model, not a curated record.